Molecule: messenger RNA, 2301 nt
Organism: Dracunculus medinensis (Guinea worm)
Lineage: Eukaryota; Metazoa; Nematoda; Chromadorea; Rhabditida; Dracunculidae
Source: the annotation of a GenBank genome assembly
AUGGCUUCUGUUAACUGUGGGAUCAGAUUCACGAUUACUGGAAAUUACCUUUGUACAGUAUAUUUUGUCUUGUUCAAGCAUUCUUUAUUUGCAGCAUUAGUCGAAGGACGUGGCAAUGCACGUGGUGAGAUAGGGCUUGCCUGUAUGGAUGCGACUUGUUCUUAUCUUUUUCUUUAUCAAUUUUUAGAUUCGGCUUCAUAUGUUCGACUUCGAAUGCAGCUACAUAUUUUGGAACCUAUUGAAAUUAUCAUUCCUGAGGUGACAUGUGAGAGAUCAGCGAAUAUGAAUGUUAUCAUUGAACUAAUUCGCAGCAAUUUUCCCCAUAUUGAAAUAACAAUGGUUAACCGACGAUAUUUCAAAUACUACUGCAUGGCAGCAACUGCUGCAUUAAUCAAGUAUGUUGAAAAAAUACAAGAUAUAUUUUUUGCUCAAGGAACUCUGAAUAUUGUCUAUCAGUCAACGGAAAAAUCGUGCCUCAUUGACGUGAAUACAAUGCACAGUAUUGAGAUCAUUGAGCGAAUGUGCGAAAAAUAUAAAGUUGUCGGUCAUAGUCUUUAUUCGAUUCUAAAUGAAUGUCAGACUGGCGGUGGUAUUCGAAUGCUUCGAAGCAAUUUGUUGCAGCCAUCUGCUGAUUUGGAAGCCAUUAAUGCUCGAUUAGAUGCUAUCGAAGAAUUAAUAACCAAUCAACCGAAAAGAGAUAGGCUACGUCUCAUUAUCGGAAAUGCCUUUGAUAUUCAGCACCUUAUAACGUUAUGUUGUUAUCUCGAGAAAAACAAUGAAACAGUACGGACUGCUGAGCAGCGUAUAUCGCAAAUAUUGUCAUUAAAACAAACUUUACAACUCAUUAUGCCUCUUAAACAAGCUUUAGACUCUAGUUCUUGUCGUUUAUUCCAAGUUUGUUUUAAGCAGUUGAACGAUAAGCGUUUAAUGCAAAUUAUGGAUUUAUUAGAUGAAGCGCUUGAACCUAGUAUGAUCAUUGCUGAAAAAUCUGCUCUUGCAAUGCGUUAUCGACGUUGUUAUGCAUUACGCGCUGGGCAAGAUAAUAUGAUAGAUUUGGCACGCAAAGGAUACGAGGAAUUGAUCAGAGAUAUGCAAGAAAAAAGUGAAGAGGAAAAACAACAGUUACCGGAUGCUCGACUGGUGUAUACGACCCAUCGUGGCUUUCAUUUUUCAAUGACGUGUUUUGAUCCAUUAUCAAUCAUAAAGCUUCCUUCUCAUUUUAUACAAAUUGUGAGGCAUCAGGCUUCGAUAUCUUUUACUACUCAAUCAUUUAUUCGAUACAAUGAUCGGAUCCAGAAUGCAGUGAAUGAGAUAAUGAUUCGUAGCAAUGCUUUGAUUAUACGGCCGUUGAUUCCUUCUUUAUAUCAUUUAAUCGAAGUCAUUUCCUUGGUCGAUUUCAUUACUUGUUUGGCAUUAUACGCUGUUAAAGUCGCAACUGUUCGACCCAUAUUUUCUGCAGCAAAUUCGAUGGUCAUUAAACAAGGUCGUCAUCCAUUGCUUGAUUUUUCCCGUGGUAAUGUUGUUGCUAAUGAUGCGUAUCUUUCCGCAGAAAGUUAUAUGGCUGUUAUUACUGGGCCAAAUAUGGCUGGCAAAUCAACUUAUUUGAAGCAAAUAUGUCUUUUGCAAGUACUCGCUCAAACAGGCAGUUUUGUCCCCGCGGAAUUUGCAGCUUUUCCUCUGAUUACACGCAUAUUUUCUUGCCUUGACCAUAAUGACAAUUUAAUUGCGAAUUUAUCUUCUUUUGCUCUUGAAAUGUCGGAAAUGGUAACAAUAUUAACAAGUGCCAAUUCAUCCUCUCUUAUUAUUAUUGAUGAACUGGCUCGAAGUACUGCUAUUGAAGAAGGCGUUUCGAUUUGUUAUGCAAUUUGCGAAGAAUUACUGAAAUUAAAGGUUGUAAUUAUUCAUAUUCAUCAAAACUAUCAUUUCUCAGUAAAUUUUAAAACGGUCAUGCACGAUGGUGGAACACCGCUUAAUGCGCUAGAAAUUACACAUCGUCUAUGCAAAGGAUCUUAUAAAAAAACUCUUUAUGAUCUGCUUGAAGGACUGAAUAUAGCUGAAUUGUCAACUUUUCCGCGUGAAGUACUGGAUGAUGCUCGGAGCCUGGCAGAAAUUUUAUGUGCGCAUAAGGAAAGGCCUAAGAAAUAUGAUGCAGAAAUCAAAAAAAAACUACAUAUUUUGAGAAUUAUCAACAAGCUUCGCUCAGUUCUACCAAUCUUACAAAAAGUUGAAAUCGAAGCGGCUAAAAAUUAUCUUUUGAAUCUUCGAAAGCAAUUUUACGAUAAUGUGAAUACAAAUGAUUAA